AUGCUAAGCUCUCUGGUAGAGCUUUUCAAUGGGAAAGGAGGGUUGAUACAAGGUUUAAUACAUGGUGUAGACCGUUCUGGACUUGAUGUUGUGGCAUUGGAAGAUCCAAAGUUAGUUCUUCCACAGAGCACACAAUGGCAUGUAUUUGCAGCUUUUGGUACUUUAAAGGGUGGUCGAGCUGAUUGGCUUGUUGAGAAAUGCACAGAGCUGGGGGCUAGUAGUUUAACUCCUCUGCUAACAGAACGGUCUCCUACUGUCUCAGAAAAUCGGCUGAACAGGUUGAUAUCCCCAAAUGAUAAGAUUGAGUACUCCACUGAGAAAGAGGUUAAUGAACUGAUGCAAGCUGGUGCUAUCUCUGUUGGUCUUGGCCCUCAUCGAUUACGGGUUGAAACUGCAACUGUGGCUCUUCUGGCAACUCUCAUGUUGUGGUCUGAUUCUCAAAAAGCAUGUGAUACUUCAUCUCUUGGAUAA
Molecule: messenger RNA, 471 nt
Organism: Prunus dulcis (almond)
Lineage: Eukaryota; Viridiplantae; Streptophyta; Magnoliopsida; Rosales; Rosaceae
Exons: 5
Coding region: 1-471 (156 amino acids)
Biological process (GO): rRNA base methylation
Molecular function (GO): rRNA (uridine-N3-)-methyltransferase activity
Source: RefSeq, a predicted model, not a curated record